Postia placenta MAD-698-R-SB12 is the source of this 1272-nucleotide messenger RNA. RefSeq lists its product as hypothetical. The record is from RefSeq and is a predicted model, not a curated record. Bases 1 to 1272 code for a protein of 423 amino acids. The transcript has a single exon. NCBI's taxonomy places the organism in Eukaryota, Fungi, Basidiomycota, Agaricomycetes, Polyporales, Adustoporiaceae.
AUGACGUCCAUCCACGAGCUCCCCGUCGAGCUGCUCCUCCGCAUCUUCGAGUUCGGCAUGCUCGACGCCCGCCCCGCCAUGUCCUCCACCUCUCCCUUCCCCGCAGAGCCCCCCUUCGAGGUCCUCGUCUCCCACGUCUGCCCCCACUGGCGCGCCAUCGCCCUCCACGCCCCCGCCCUCUGGACACACAUCGCCAUCGCCAUCGUCCCCCACGUCGCCCGCGCACGCGAGUACAUCGCCCGCUCCGCCCGCCAGCCCCUCCGCAUCCUCGUCGACUCCGUCGCAGAGGCAGACGCCGUCCCCGGCUUCACCAUCUUCCGCGCAGAGUUCCUCCCCGCCUUCGCCGUCCUCACCCCCCACAUCCACCGCUGGGCCGCCCUCGCCCUCCGCGUCCGCGACCUCACCUGCAAGGCCGCCGCCCGCAAGGUCCUCUCCUCCUGCGGCCCCGCACCCCUCCUCGACUCCCUCGAGCUCUGGCACAUCCAGGACUGGCGCACCCCCGAGGGCCUCUUCAACGCCAUCGGCCCGCCCCCCGUCGUCGUCUUCAACGGCGCCCUCCCCGCCCUCGCCCGCCUCUCCCUCAUCGGCGUCAACAUCCAGUGGCAGGCCUCCUCCUCCCCCUUCCUCCGCGACCUCACAGACCUCGAGCUCGGCAUCCACUCCGACAACGUCCGCAUCCCCUUCCCCCGCUGGGCAGAGGUCCUCGCCGCCUCCCCCCGCCUCCGCCGCCUCCUCCUCCACUACUCCGGCCCCCGCGCAGCCCUCCCCUGGGACACCCGCCCCCGCGGCGGCCCCAUCCCCCUCCCCGCCCUCGCAGAGCUCCGCCUCGUCGACCUCGACCCCCCCUACGUCUGCGCCCUCCUCCGCACCCUCCACGCCCCCGCCCUCCGCGCCCUCUUCCUCGAGCUCGACACCCGCGACGCAGACCCCGAGCCCGCGCAGGACUUUUUCCGCCCUCGCAGACAUGCUCGCCUGCGCACCCGCACCCGAGCCCGCCCUCGUCGACCCCGCCGCCCGCUACGCGCCCCCGCCGUGUCCCAUCGACGACCCGCACCACGCCCUUGCAGACCCACAGCACGCCCUCGCAGACCCACAGCACGCCGCCGCAGACCCACAGCACGCCACCCCCGCCGACCGCCACCACAUCUGCACCCCGCUCUUCCCGCGCCUCGAGUCCCUCGCCAUCCGCGCCCUCGCCGUCUGCGCCCCCGCCAGCUGGGCCCGCCUCCUCCGCCGCCUCCCCGCGCUCCGCACGCUCGAGGCCGACUUUGA